AUGCCCCCAAAGAAGUCAAUCUCUCAACUCCAUGUUGAGCGUGGUGUCUCCAAAGCGACAUUGACGAAAAUAGAGCAAUUUCUUGACAAGGAUGCGGAAUCAGCUACAGCACCAGUCCUGGAAAUGCGUCUAGAAUCUCUUGCACGAGCAAAUGCAAACUUCACAGAUGUUCAGAACCAGAUUUAUGCUCUCAUUGAUCCGGAAAGCGCUGUUGACAUUUUGGCCGAGCAAAAUGAGGUUAUGGAUUUCAACGAGAGAGUCGUCAAUGCCGAAUUUAGGAUCAAGACAUUAUUGAAAUCAUUUAAGACAGAGCCUACGCCACCACAGGCUACAAACAAUGAUGAUCAAAUCAGUAAAUUGGCUACAGUCAUUGCUGAUGCACUAUCCAAGAGGGAGAAAAGUCAUUCCAAGAAGGCAAAACUUCCUGAUUUGGAUAUCCCCAAGUUUUCAGGCGAUUAUACAGAAUGGCAAUCCUUCAGAGAUCUCUACGUCUGCUCGGUCCAUGAGAAUGAUGAACUGUCAAAUGUGCAAAAAUUCCAACACCUUAGAGGUCUCAUUGAAGGGCAAGCAAAAGGUGUUAUUAAGCAUCUGCCGAUGACGGAUGGCAACUAUACGAAAAAGCAUGGGAUGCCCUUGUUAAACGAUUCAACAAAGAACAAUGUUCCGGAUAACAAUCCAAUUCUUCUCAGGAAUUUACUGAACACAAGCCUGGAAACUAUCAAUGCAGUAGAAACCUUGGGACACAAAGAACGUGAUAUCUGGCUGAUCAACUACAUUCUCCGGAAGGUGGACAAUGAGACACACAGUCUCUGGACCAGGGAAUUUCCACAGUCAGGGGUUCCCUCUUGGGAUGAGUUCCUGGACUUUUUGGAGAAAAGAUGCGAUUCAGUGGAAGCAUCCAUGUCGAAGAAUAACAGCUCGAAUCGUGAGAAGCAAAAUGGAAAUUCAAAGGGUGCAAAGCCAUCCAAAUCUUCCAAGACAGCUCUAGCAGUGUCUAUCAAGAACUGUCAGAUGUGUCAUCAAGGAGCUCACUACAGCUACCAAUGUCAAAAGUUUCAAUCAGCAACCCCUGCUCAAAGGCUUCAGCUAGUCAAGAAAGCUAAACUUUGCCUGAAUUGUCUUCGAGAUUCCCAUACUACAGAAGCUUGCCAGAGUUCCAAUUGUCGCAAAUGUCAGGUGAAGCAUAAUACUUUGCUUCAUGAUGCCCUUGUAGUACCUUCUGAGAAUAGUCAGGUCCCACCAGAGGCUCCCAUCAAUCUAGUUCCUUCAUCCUCUGGGGGAGUGCCAGCUAGCUUGGUCAGUAAUCUCCAGCGCAAGGUCAUCUCCGAGCAAAUUUUACUACCUACAGCAACAAUCAUGGUCAAGGGAGGAGACGGCAGACUCCACAAGUGUCGAGCUCUCCUCGAUUCGUGCAGCCAGACUAAUUUCGUGACAAAUUCAUUUGCACAGAAGAGUAAGCUUCGUACACUCCCUCAAGGCAAUCAUGUAGUUUCUGGCUUUGGACAACAUAAAACAUCAUCCAAUAAUUCCACUCAUUUUACAUUCUCAUCUCAAGAUGGGAAUUUCACAAUGGAUUUGGACUUCAUAGUACUUGAUUCCAUCGUCGAUGAUCAGCCAAGUUCAACAUUUGAGGUGCUUUGGCAUAUUCCUGCAGGCAUUCCACUUGCAGAUUUCGAGUAUAAUAUACGCAGCAGGAUUGAUGUGCUCUUGGGAGCUGAAGUAUUUAUGAAGGCGCUCCGUUCCGGAAGUUUUGAAGGAUCACCAACCCUCCAAGAGACAGCUUUCGGUUAUAUUAUAGCCGGAAGCACCCCUUGUGAAUCUACAUCUGCAUUCGCGAGUUCCUGUGUGUCUACUUGCCUCUGCUCUCUCAACAUGUCAGAUACUCUUCACCAGCAAAUGGAACGAUUUUGGACGGUAGAGGAGCCACCUACGCCUGAAAAGAUUUUAUCUAAGGAAGAGCAAUUGUGUGAAACUCAUUUCACACAACACACAACUAGGGAUUCAGAUGGUUGUUUUGUCGUGCGACUCCCACUACGAGACAAUCUUGAAGCACUGGGUAAGUCAGAAACAUUGGCUCUCAAAAGGUUUUUUUGCAUCGAGAAAAAGCUCCAGCGCAAUUCAGAUCUUCGGGAGAAAUAUGUUGCUUUUAUGCGUGAGUAUGAAAGUCUCGGUCACAUGCGUCUUCUUCCGGAAACCUAUCACUCAGAUCGACCACCUGUUUACUUACCUCAUCACCCCGUCUUCAAAGUAUCAUCCUCUACACCAGUAAGGGUGGUAUUCGAUGCAUCUGCCAAAACAAGCAGCGAAGUAUCUCUGAAUGACGUACUGAUGGUGGGGCCCAAAACGCAGGAUGAUCUUUUUGCAAUUUUAUUUAGGUUCAGAGAACAUAAUAUCGUUGUAAAAGCAGACAUCAAAAAGAUGUUUCGACAGGUACGUGUGCACUCAGAUGAUCAAAAUAUGCAACGUAUUUUUUGGCCUGAAGCACCACAUCUUCCCAUGAAUACAUACUUGCUGUCUACUGUGACCUAUGGGACAGGAAGUGCCAGUUAUCUUAGCACGAGAUGCAUCAGUAAACUCGUGGAGGAAGAGGGUGAUAAUUUCCCAGUGGCGAAACCAGCAGCUUCCCGUGACUUUUAUGUAGAUGAUUUCAUUUCCGGGAGCCCAACAGUUGCUGAAGCUCAGGAAUUGCAGUCUCAGAUCAAUUUACUUAUGCGCAAAGGAGGAUUUCAACUAUCAAAGUGGAUGUCCAAUAGCUCAGAAGCACUCAAAAAUGUUCCCCUCAGCGAAAGAGAGAUCACAGAGCCACUGGAUCUCUCAUCUACAGAGACUAUCAGCACAUUGGGCCUGCAAUGGAAUCCCGUUAGUGAUGAAUUUACAUUCAAGGUUUCUUCAUCUUUUCAAACCAUCACCAAGAGAGCCAUCCUCUCAGAAAUGUCAAGAAUCUUUGACCCUCUCGGAUUGUUGGCACCAGUCACCAUCCAGACAAAGAUUCUUAUGCAAUCUCUUUGGCUUGUCAAAGCCGAUUGGGACGAUGAACUUGUGGACACGACUGUUUUGCAAACAUGGCAAGAAUAUCAACAAAAUCUCAAGUAUUUGAUGGAGUUCCGGAUUCCUCGUCACAUAACCUCUGCUCACCAACCUCAUCAACUCGUGCAGCUGUCAGUGUUUUGUGAUGCAUCCGGAAAGGCCUUUGGGACAUGUAUUUACCUUCAGGCUAUUGACGCAGUUUCUGGCAAUCAGUUGACAAGUCGAUUGUUAUGUGCAAAAACUCGCGUCACACCCUUAAAGCAAGUGUCUCUGCCAAGGUUAGAGUUGUGUGCAGCCCUUUUGGCUAUGAAACUCCUUCAGAGUGUUCAAUUUGCAUUAACAGUGCGUGUAGAUUCGAUUGCAGCCUUCACAGAUUCUACAGUAGUAUUGUGUUGGUUGUCAUCGGAGCCCAAAAGGUGGCAAACUUUUGUGGCAAACAGAGUGUCAAAAAUUAAAAAUAUUUUACCUCGUGAAAAUUGGUUUCAUGUGCCAUCUGCCCUCAAUCCCGCUGAUCUUACAUCAAGAGGAUUGAGCCCAAGCAAGCUGAAGGACAAUAUUUUGUGGUGGAGUGGCCCAAAUACAAAGGAACUUCAGGAAAAACGUGAAAUUCCCAGUGCUCAAGUGUCAGAGGUUGAAUUAGAUCAGAAAGUCGUUUGUGCAGUGACCAGUCGAAAUAGUUUUUGGGCAAUCAUCAACAAAUUUUCAUCACACUCAAAAAUGAUCAGGAGUUUGUCAAUCUGGCGUCGAUAUUUCCACAACCUUCGUUCUCGUAUCCAUGGCGAGGACAUCAUUUGUGGCCCAUUAACCUCCCAAGAACUCACUGACACCAACAUUCAAGUAAUUCGUGCCAUUCAAGCUGAAUGCUUUGCUGAUGACAUCAGACGUCUAAAAGGAAAACAAAAGCUGUCAAACAAUUCUCGAAUCAAAGAUUUGUGUCCAUACAUGGAUGAGCUAGACAUUCUACGUGUGGGGGGCAGAAUUGAGAAUGCACAAAUCUCAUCUUCUCAGAAACAUCCCGCAAUAUUGCCUAAUAAACAUACAUUUUCAAAGCUUAUUGCAGACAGGGUGCACCGUGAAACCUGCCAUGGAGGUCCGCAGCUUAUGCUUUACACGAUCAGACAGGAAUAUUGGGCUCUCAGAGGACUGGAUGUUGCAAAAGCUGCUCGUCGUAGAUGCGUCAGGCGUUUCAUCGCACGACGAGGUAGGCCAUCGGAUGUCUAUUGUGACAACGCUAAAAACUUCGUUGGAGCUCAAAAGCAGCUUGAGGAGAUUCGGCAAGUUUUAUCAACUCAAACCAGCCAGGAGAUUAUUACCAGACAUGCAGCAGAUGCCAGAGUCAACUUCCAUUUUAUCCCACCAAGGAGCGCUCAUUUUGGAGGAAUGUGGGAAUCUUCAGUGAAGAGCUUUAAGAGACGUUUCUAUCGGAUCAAAACCGAUUGGACAAAUGGCAACGGAAUCAGCAAAUUGUUCAAACACUUUUGGCGUCGCUUUCGCAUCGAAGUUUUCUCACAAUUGCAACAACGCAAAAAGUGGCAGCACGAGCAAUCGGACUUGAAAGUAAAUGAUCUCGUGGUUAUCCUUGAGGAUAAUGUUCCACCUCUAUCAUGGAUUCUUGGACGCAUCAUCGAUGUACAUCCCGGACGUGAUGGACACGUACGAGUAGCCAAGGUCAAAACACAAACUGGAAUUUACACAAGAGCCAUCACCCGUUUGGCUCGUCUUCCAGAUGAAGUUCAAAACCAGGAGGUUCUGCCAGGGGAGAAUGGAGACGAAGCUCCAUGA
Messenger RNA from Phlebotomus papatasi, 4809 nucleotides. RefSeq lists its product as uncharacterized. The record is from RefSeq and is a predicted model, not a curated record. The transcript is spliced from 4 exons. Bases 1 to 4809 code for a protein of 1602 amino acids. Lineage: Eukaryota; Metazoa; Arthropoda; Insecta; Diptera; Psychodidae. Gene Ontology annotation, molecular function: nucleic acid binding.